Etheostoma spectabile (orangethroat darter) is the source of this 2697-nucleotide messenger RNA. RefSeq names its product homeobox protein Hox-D11b. Lineage: Eukaryota; Metazoa; Chordata; Actinopteri; Perciformes; Percidae. Bases 508 to 1449 code for a protein of 313 amino acids. The transcript is spliced from 3 exons. Gene Ontology annotation, cellular component: nucleus. The record is from RefSeq and is a predicted model, not a curated record. Gene Ontology annotation, molecular function: DNA-binding transcription factor activity, RNA polymerase II-specific; RNA polymerase II cis-regulatory region sequence-specific DNA binding. Gene Ontology annotation, biological process: regulation of transcription by RNA polymerase II; anatomical structure development.
UAUUUAUGUUUUAUACAGAAAAAGCUUAACUAAAGUACUAUUGUUGGCAUAGUUUGUAUAUGUGUGUGUAUGUAUGUGUGUGUGUGUGGCUUGGGUUUGACAUGGCCUGACAAGGAAAACGUGCAGCCCAGCCUUUUUAAUUUUACCCAGCAGACCCAGUUUGGGCGGGAUCAAGGUCAAAGACUGUUUUCCUCCCUUACCAUUGAGAGGUGGUUUCAUUGGGGCUAAUGCAGAGAUGGGGAGAUAGGCUUUUAUAGGCUACAAUAUUUAUGUUUCUUGUUUUACCUGUCAGGGCUUAGGUCACAGAGCUAGGUUUAGGUUAAUGUUUAUAAGCCUAUUGAUUACAGCCUAAUUUCUACAUUUAGGGUUAACCUACUAAUUAGCUGUGCCCAUGUGAAAAUGUAAUUAAGGGUAGGCUACCUUUACCCUGUGUAUGAUUGCGUGCAGGUUUUUUUAGAUAGUUUGUCAAACCACAGCCUGUUAGAAUUGAGAGAAUUUUAAUUGUCCAUGUAUUUACCGAGCUGUACCUAUCCGUCAAAGUCUGACUUUGGCUCCAUCACGUCACCGUUCCUAACGAAGAACGGCGCAGCUCUCCUGGACCAUAGCACCGCUUCAGCGAGAAGGCUGCCGGAUUACCGGGGCUACUGCCACCACGAGCCGCGACAGCAGUAUCCUCCUCCGUGGAAAUGGAGUCUCCACCAGGCGAACCGUCCCAUCAGCUCUGCGCCGCCAUCCCGCCUCAGCUUCCCGGGGGAAGCGGGUUUUCACGAGUACCAGGGCUUACCAUCGUCGUCGGAGACGAUAUUCAACACCGGUAACGACUGCUUUCUGUACGGCGGAGCGGCUAACGGCGCCCCAGGCUCUCGUUUCCACGCACAGUCGUUUCCCGGAGACCCGCGGGGUUUCCCCGGCAGACACACGGCGUUCAACCCGGACGCUCGACUUCUCUUCCCGGCAGGGCAAAACAGAGUCCUGCCGCAGGUUUUCGAGCAGUUUCUCGACUAUACGGAAGAGGCAGUAGGUCCGAGAGCCCAGGUUAGGCCUACACCUGGGAGCCAACAGCAGAAAGAGACGACUCCGGCCGAGUGGACGAGCUGUCACACCGGGGAAAGCAGCAAGGUGAGGGAGGGGUCAGAGUCACCCCAGGCUGCGAAGGAGGACGAGGAGGAUGCGCCGUCAUCCAGCGGCAGUGCAGGAGACUACAGCCAAGGCCUGGAGCCCUGUGGGAGGAGGAGGAAGCGUUGUCCUUACUCCAAGCAGCAGCUCAGAGAGCUGGAGAGACAGUUUCUAUUCAACGUAUACAUCAGCAAGGAAAGACGCGUGCAGCUGUCCCACCUUCUGCGCCUGACAGAUCGACAGGUGAAAAUCUGGUUCCAGAACAGAAGAAUGAAAGAGAAGAAAUUGAAAAGAGAGAGGCUGCUGUACAACGCAGGAUAUCACCUGUUCUGAUGGACGGAUGAGGAAGAAAAAAGUAAGAGAGUCUUUCUUUUAGUGUGAGGCGCAAACUGUGUGACAACUCUGCAAACACUGUCACAGCACUGUAUCAUUCCAACCCUGUAGCGAGGUUAUAGAGACAAACAUAAAGGUAAAACAAAUACUAGAUAAAAAAAUAUAGGCUGGUCAUUUUGAAUAUAGGCUACAUACUGCCAUGUUGGUUUUAAUUUCCAAGGCACAAACCCUAUAGUGUGCCUUGGAUAUUUUUUGAAAGAGAAUUGCAUUUUAUAUAACCUUUCAAUCCAUGAAAUGAGCCCUUUACAACAUGGAAUAAGCACAGUACGUCUGAAUUAGCCAAAGGGCAUCUGUAUGCGAUCAUCACAAAGACCAGGCUCCAUUGUAUUCAGAUAAAUAGAUAACGUUCCUUCCUGCCAUCGAAGGAGAACCCCAAGGCUCAGGUUUAGCCCCCAUGUUUUUCUAGAGUGCAAUCAAAUCCUGAGCAGUCAAAAACACCAACAACUAAUGAAUAUUCUUCUGUCUGGCUCCUGAUUUUAUUGACUUUUCAUCAAAGGCAUUCUUGUCUUAUUUGAACCCAACUUCCUUAUCUGAAGACAUGUGGCUCACUGGGAAGACAUGAAACCUCUCUCUGCCUCAUGUCCUAUAAAUACCAAGGAAUGAGCAUAUACAUUCUUUAUCCUUUCAAAAAACUAAAUGUAGGGAAACAUUAAAUCCAGAUGUACUAGCUCUUGAUAUGCUCAACUGCGGACGUCACAUUUUUAUUGUGUGUUUUGGUUUUGACAGUUUAUUGACACAGGCCCUAUGCGUGUAAAUUAGUUAGUUUCUAUCGCUCUACCAAUCUGUAUUGAUAGUCACAGUUUUUGGAUUAUAAAUCCGCUUGCUGUGAAAUUGUUUACAAUUAAAAGGUAAAGACCAAAUACCAUGUAAAUAUAAUAAUUUUAGGCAACUGAAGACAAUCUAAUUUUUUGUGUGUAAUAUCUGUGACAUUUGUUGUUGUUACUAUUUUGCUUCUGUGUUUUCUGGAAAAAUACUGUAAAGCCUGACUGCAUAAGAGAGCAAUAUGAGUGCAAUCCUAUUGGUUGGUUAACUUUGAUGAGCUUUGUGAUUAAAUGUGAUUAAAUAAUGAAUGACAAUCAAUGAGUUGUUCAUGCCUAUCAUCUACUUUUGUUCCAAGUGCGUGUCCUUGCAUUUAUUGUACCAUUACGCAGUUUGGAUUUCAAUGUAUGCAUGCAUUUUAUGUCAGAA